AUGGCAGAUUCUAUCUAUAAUCAAUUAAGUCGAUAUACACAACCACCAUUAAUCAUUUUGGGAACUAUGGGAGCUAUAUUCAAUCAAAUUCUCUUUACUUCUCGAAAAUCAUUGCGAACAACUUCAUGUUCAUUCUAUUUUCGAGCACUUUCAUUGAAUGAUUUUCUUGUUCUUUAUAUCUAUGUACUUCUUCAAUGGCUUGCUGAUCAAUAUGGGUUUGAUCCAACAAAGAAGUUUGACUGGUAUUGUAAGAUGAAAACUUAUUUACAAACUGUUCUUUAUACUUUAUCUCCAUAUUUUGUUGUUUUGGCUUGUUUUGAUCGUUUAUGUACGAGUUCAACACAUGUUCGAUUACGACGAAUUGCAACUGUUCGUAUUGCAUCAUUUCUUAUUCCUGCUAUGACUAUAUUUAUUUUUGCUAUUUUUUCUCAUAUGCCAUUCUUUUAUAUAUUGAAUUCUUAUCCAACAGGAUCAUAUUGUACUCCGGCCUCUGUAGAAUACAAUAGAGUAUUUGCUAUACUUGUCGUUAUAGCUUUAGGAAUUGUACCUCCAAUUUUAAUGAUGAUUUUAUGUAUUACUACACUCAUUCUUCUUCGUCGUCAACGUCGUCGAAUAAUGCCAAUAAAUCAAGCACGAUUACGUCAACGUGAUAAUCAGUUAUUGAAAAUGCUACUUCUCUAUGUAGUAUUUCAUGUGAUAACUACUAUUCCGUUUAGUACAACAUUACUGAUUGCUGUCUAUCAAAUAUCAUCAACAUCACCCACAAUAAUUUUACUAUACCGCUUAUCAAUUCUAUUAUUUAAUACAAAUUAUUCAACAAGUUUCUAUAUUUAUACACUUAGUACUCCAUUUUAUCGACAGGAAUUAUUUUGUUUAAUUAAAGACACUGUGAAAAAAUUCAAUAGAAUAAUUCGACCCAAUUAUUAUCAACCAAAACUUCAUAUAACUGUUAAUACACAAUUGAAAAGAUCAUAA
Adineta steineri is the source of this 975-nucleotide messenger RNA. The record is from the annotation of a GenBank genome assembly. Lineage: Eukaryota; Metazoa; Rotifera; Eurotatoria; Adinetida; Adinetidae.